AUGAAGAUCUCAUUGUGCCUUGCUCUGUGCGUGUUGGCCGUGGUACAGGCCAGACCUGAGCCUCCCAGCUCGGGGUACGGACCUCCCAGAUCCAGCUACGGAGCCCCAGGUGGUGGUGGUGGUUAUGGCGGUGGUGACGAUCACUCAGAGGUAGCGAACUACAACUUCAUGUACGAAGUGAAGGACGCCCCCUCUGGAAACGACUUCGGCCACAUGGAGUCGAGGAUGGGUGAGGUGGCCAAGGGAUCCUACCACGUGCUGCUCCCUGACGGCCGCAUGCAGAGGGUGGACUACGUGGCCGACCAGGGAGGCUACCAGCCCACCGUCACGUACCAGGGAGAGGCCAAGUACGGACCGGGCGUCGGAGGAGGCAAAGCCCGGCGGUGGAGGCGGCGCUGGCGGUGGAUACUUCUACAGGCGAUAACCUGUCAAAUAACCUGCUUAGUGACUGAUUAUUAUUAGAAUGUAGUUAUAAUGCGAUAAGGUACAUUUUAUAAAUGUAAAGACUUGUUUUGUAUGUGAUUAAAUGUGUGUCAUUUGAAAAGUUCC
Messenger RNA from Homalodisca vitripennis (glassy-winged sharpshooter), 549 nucleotides. Its product is annotated as pro-resilin-like. The transcript has 3 exons. Bases 1 to 462 code for a protein of 153 amino acids. The record is from RefSeq and is a predicted model, not a curated record. NCBI's taxonomy places the organism in Eukaryota, Metazoa, Arthropoda, Insecta, Hemiptera, Cicadellidae. Gene Ontology annotation, cellular component: extracellular matrix.